GAUCGUAGGAGAUAUUUUCUUUUCCUCAACAUGAUUCUAGGAGAUAUUCUCUUUUCCUCAACAGUUUCUGUGCACCCGAAUCCCCAAACGGGUCAGGGUUUUACCCAUUUCUACAAUUUCCAUUUGAGCGGGGAUCCGGCGAAGGCAGCAGACAAUAACACGACGUCGUACUGGAGCGCCGCCGCCGCCGUGGAUGAGCCCGGAAAGAAGGUCCGAAAGCCUUACACGAUCACCAAGUCGAGAGAGAACUGGACUGAGAUGGAGCACGAGAAGUUUCUAGAAGCUCUUCAUUUAUUUGAUCGUGACUGGAAGAAAAUUGGGGCUUUUGUUGGCUCAAAGACAGUAAUCCAGAUUCGCAGCCAUGCUCAGAAACAUUUUAUGAAAGUUCAAAAGAAUGGUGCGAGUGAACAUGUUCCUCCCCCACGGCCAAAGAGGAAAGCAGCUCACCCUUAUCCACAUAAAGCCCCCAAAAAAGUUGCCUCCCAACCCUCAGAACCGUUGUCUUCAGGUCCUCUUCUCGACCCCAAAUAUGCUGUGGGGCUGCAAUCAGUGUCAGUGCCCACAAAUAUAAUUAACAGCAAGUCUUUGAAUCAUUGCACUCCCCCAGUACCAACGGGCUGUUCAUCUCCUAUAUCAAGUGAUGAUUUUGCGCUGCCUGGUGGUGCCAUGAACUGGAGUAGUAGCAGUGAUGACGUUAUUCCUGGAAGAUGGGAGUCUAGUGAGAUGAAUAGCCACGUAAAAGAGAAAGUGAUAGGAAACAGAGCAGCUCUACCAGAUUUUGCUCAGGUUUAUUGCUUUAUUGGCCGUCUAUAUGACUCUAGUGUCAGAGAUCACUUAACAGAGCUAAAAAAGAUGGACCCCAUAAAUAUCAAGAUGGUGCUGAUGUUGAUGAACAAUCUCUUAGCCAACUUGAUCAGCCCUGAAUUUGAGAAUCAUAGGAAGUUGCUGUCAUUGUACAAUGUUGACGUCGAAAAUGACCAGACGAGCAGUGAAACCUCUUGGUAGGUUUUUGGAAGGCAAUGAGGCGGUAGUGUGAGCGACAAAGCUCCUUCUUAUGGAUGGAAGUAAAUAGCAAUCUAAUCUUCUGGGAAUGGAUCAGAGUGCAAUGUGUGCAAGUAUAUAAAGUGAGGCGGGCAGUUUUGCGAUCAUCAAAGAAGAAUUGGAUGUCUUUCUGCUCCAAAAUCCAAAAAUCCUUGAUACGAUCUUCUAUAUCUUAGGAAAUCACAAUUAUUUAGUUAUCUUUUAUUCCCCAAAUCUUUUCAUAUCUUUAUUUUCUUAUUCAAUAAGUUAGGUUAGUAGUAUUCUAGUAUUAUAAAUAGGAGAGCUUGUUAUCAUUUUAUGCAA
This is a messenger RNA of Salvia splendens (bonfire salvia), 1344 nucleotides long. Its product is annotated as protein REVEILLE 3. Gene Ontology annotation, molecular function: DNA binding. The record is from RefSeq and is a predicted model, not a curated record. The coding region runs from base 31 to 1005 and encodes 324 amino acids. The transcript has 9 exons. NCBI's taxonomy places the organism in Eukaryota, Viridiplantae, Streptophyta, Magnoliopsida, Lamiales, Lamiaceae.